UCGUACAAGAAAACCUUUAGUAGUUCACAGGGUCGCGAGAAUAUGUUUAUCAUCAGGCUUGCUGCUGAGGCGUUAGCCUUGACCGAUAAACAUUACGAUUGCCCCGGAAAUAUCGAACUAUCAGAUCUGAAUGCUGAUGAGCCAAACAUUGAGGCGGGUGAUAACAACGUCAAAGAGCGAACGCCUGAACCUGAUUGUCAACUGAGCCGAGAAAGAUUAGAAGAAAUCAGGGAUUCAUCUAAAGCUGAUGAGUUGUCUUUGCGCACGAAUCGAGUCCAAGUGACACCAAACAACACAGAUGCUCGUGCGGUGAAUGUAACGGAAGAGAAGGACAGCAUUUUGUUCAGUAUUCUCUCAGGACGCGAAGAUGUUCGUACUGCAUGUUUGCGAAGUGAACUAUAUCUGUGCUUCACUACUCAUUCUACUUGGUUCAAUGAAGCUGAGACGAGCUGUGAACAGAGACAGCCACUACAUCUAUUAAGACCAAAAUUUCGCACAAAUAUCCCAGGUUCAAAACGCACUUAUGACAACAGGUCCAAUGUGGAAGUGGCUUCAAUACACACAGAGAAACAGUAUACCUGUAGUGUAGCUGGAUCAAAAGUGAAGGAACAACGUGUGUCUCGGUCGCAACAUCGUUAUCAGGUUCAUGGUCCUGGGGUAAAAAUUGUCCCGACUGAUCAGCCGUUAGAUCUGUCCUCGUCCAGCAACAAAAAGCUGCGGGUAGCGAAAAGUUAUAAGGAACGAACAAGACGGACUAAAUCCAGUCGUUUAAAAAGGAUUACUUCGUGCCAACGGAAACAAGGACCAAAUUUCCACACUGACAGUGCUCUUCCCAAGGAUAUAAGCGGUAAAUGUAGUGAAUCGAUUUCAAAUGACGGAGCAAUACUUGAUAGAUAUUCAUGUUCAGGACAGCGCUUGGACUUGGGAUCACUGAACCCUUCAAGUAGGAGAUCUAAUUGUAUUGCCAAUUCCUUGAAAACCCAAGUCGAUUUUAACACAACGCUUCGUAGCCGGUUUGCAGACUCUUUUCCAUUCCCUCUCAGUUUAGCGGCGUCCAUGUCGAUUGUGGCCGCACUGAGUCCCUCUGUUGGUUCACGAAAUAAUGGACAAAGUACCACCGCGAGUCCUGUUUUGCCGCCAAUGGGAAGUGAUCCAUUGAUCGCCUCAAGACUGUUGCAACUUUUGACCCAGCGACUAAAUCACGACAAAGCGUUGGCACAAAUGCAUCUUCAUCCAUCUAAGCUUUCAACCCAAUCUCUAGUUCCUACCAAUUUGGCGUUUGACAAUAUAAAGGAUGCACAAGACUUUGACACUCGAUCUGGAUGUUGCCAAAGAACGAGCUUCACACAACUGACUGACACACCAUAUGCUGAUGGUGGUAUGGUUACAGGGAAUGCGGAACACAUGAUGUCAUCCCUACCGCUUGCAGAUGUCUCAAAGUACGGAUCAACCAUAGAUACUAAAACAAAGUUCGUUUCAACACUUGACAUGCAGUUCCGGGAGUUUUACAACAUCUUCAGUAACCUCAAUUACCAUCUCUCGCGUAUACACAAUGGAGCUCGUUCAGUGCUACAAAUUCCGUCCGUCGCACAGAGACUCAGUUGUGCUUUUAAUAACAGUGCCACAGCUCACGGGAAUGUACUACCGAGCAAUACUACUUUUAACCCGUCCACUGAUUUCAAAUCCUAUUUAGGAGAACUGCAGACACAGUUAUCUUCCGAGUGUCUCAAUAUGCCAAACUCGUACCUCAUUGCACACUCACUGCUCAGACGUUUGACGCGGCUUAUAAAAUGUCCGGAGUCAACGUUGUUAAAGUGUUUGGAUCAUCUGUCGCAUCGUCCGUUCUCCGACGAAAGUGCAACUGCGACAAGACAGCACACAUUUGUGCGUCUCCUGAGCUCCACACUGUUGCAUCUGACGCAAUGCCCUCUCGAAGAGAGACUUGACUGUUUCAAAGCCAACUGGCAUCAGGCAAUGGCGCUGUGUGGUGAGGACUGUCCCGGUAAAUUGAUUUUACUCCUUCGGAACCGGCUGGCGCAAAUAGCAAUUUGCAGCCAAAGAAGUAGACUGGAAGAAAGAGAAAAGGGGAUCCAACGAAAAGAAAUACGAUGUCAGGAAGUGGAGUUGACUCUGCACCGGACUGCCGAAUUUGGCAAAACCCUGAAGCAGUUGGAGAGGCUGCGCGUUGCAUUUGACCGCGCCCGCAUGACAUUUCCUGCAUGUUUGCUUGUGUGUGUUACUUUUCUCUUACGCGGAAGCCAUCGGACCAAGAUUGAGCACGAGACAACACUAUCAAUGGAGCGUUGUAUCGUUGACUACUUGAACACUCGGUAUGCCGAUGGGGAAUGCGCUACGCACGAUAACGCUCGAGUGACCAUGUUGAGCAAUGCGCUUGAAACUCUUCAAAAGCUGAACAAAGAAACCAUGAGGGGUCUAUUUACUGGUUUACUUCCGGAACCAGUUGAAGUGAUGUUGGAAAGGUCUGUAUGGAACAGAUAG
This is a messenger RNA of Dicrocoelium dendriticum, 2499 nucleotides long. NCBI's taxonomy places the organism in Eukaryota, Metazoa, Platyhelminthes, Trematoda, Plagiorchiida, Dicrocoeliidae. The record is from the annotation of a GenBank genome assembly.